AUGCUUAAAUUCAGCUUCAGGAGAGAGCGAGAGAAGGAAUUCAAGCACAUAGCUCAUGGUUUGAUCCCUGCUGCUUCCAUUGCUCCCAAGCCAGCUGUGCCUCGUACCCCUCCCCCGCGAAGCCCAAACCCUUCACCCGAGAGACCCAGGUCGGCCUUGGCAGCAGCCAUUUUGUCCUCCUCCCUUACUGGACAGACAUGGGCCAUCCCUCCCGUGCGGCCAAGGUCUUUCUCUGAGCUUGACCAGUCGGAAUCCUUCAUAUCAGAGCCAAACGUCAGCGCUGCACUUUUCGCCAGAGAUAGGUGGUCAGAGGAUUUGGAAAGCCAGCAACACCUCUCAUCCCCCGAACACUCGGAAGGUGAGCUUGAGGACAGGGAGGAAGAAGAGGAGAACGAAGAGGAUGAAGAGGAACAUGUUUACCAGACUUUGGAUGGACUGAAAAAUUCCAACUUCAAGGACCUGCCACUAGAGUGCGAGGUCCAUGAACCUGUACCAACUCAGAUGUCUGGCAGAGGGGUGUCAUCUCCAGAUUUCACAGAGGAGUCAAGUGACCAAUCUCCUGAAGCCACAGGGAAGAGAGCAUCUAUCAGAAAAAACAUUAGAAGUUUGACAGAGGAUGUGCCAUCCAUGAAACCCAUUCCUGCCAAUAUCAACCCCAGCUGCGCCAAAAAACCCCCGAAGCAAAAAACCCUCACCCGCUCGUCUCCGGACCCGAGCGGGAUGUACAGUGAGGUGCGGAGGGAGAGGAAAACGAGGGCGAUAGACAAACACAAGAUACUGGAGGAGAGACUGCAGCGCCUGGAGCAGGAGAUCAGCAACAGCCAAGCCUCAUCAGACCCGAGGCCCCCUGAACGUAAUGCCAAGGAAAUGGGUCAGUAUGGACAAAGCGGCUUGGCGGAGCUGCAGAGUUUGAGACGACAAGCUCAGGAGCUGGUGGAUGAAAAUGAUGCCCUGAAAUUGACCGUUCACCGUCUGAAUGUUGAGCUGAGCCGCUACCAAGCUCGCUUCAGACCAUUCUCCAAAAUCAAUGGGCUACCAACGACAGGUUCUCCGCCUCCAUGGCUGUUGGACAUGAAGUAUUUAUGCCCUCUGUUGCUGGCUUAUGAAGACAGGAUGAAUGAGAAAGACGAACUGAUGCAAACCACAGAGGAGGACGCCAAGAAAGCGCGUGCUCGUUUAGAGGAUGUGAUUAAAGAAAAUGAGACGCUCCGUGAAGAAAUUUCCCGGAUGGGUGUCAUCAGCCAGAAAGACUGUGAACAGCUUCAACAGCAGGCCCUUCUGGUUUUACAGGAGAAUCAGAGUCUGAUUGAUCAGCUUGAGGCACAGCGUGCAAAGUCCAAGGCCAAUCACAGCAGACAACAAUCUGAAGUAACAAAGGUCUCCAAGCAACUGAUGUUGCUGGAGGCAGAAAAGCAGCAUUUGCAGGAGGAGCUGGAAGAGAGCAGAAGGGAGGUGCAGAGGCAUGUGAAGGAGGUUCAGCUUCUGCGGGCCCGCCUGAAGGACGCCGUUACCUGGGACGAACACUGCAGCAUUGCAGGGGAGCUCAGAGGACAUCUGGAGAAGCAGGAAAGCAGGAGUAAGAGUGAAAUCGACGAAUUGCUUCUGAGGGUGUCCGCUCUGCAGGAGGAGAACAGGAGCCUGGUUCUGGACAGAGCCAACCUGACUGCAGAUGUAAACACAGCAAAGGCUGAGCUGGACCUCUGCAGACAAGCUAACAGGAAGGCUGAGAGGAAGAUCAGUAUGCUAAAGAAACAGAGGGAGGACUGCACUUUAAAGGAGGAGAAGACUCGUCAUUACCUGGGGGCUGUCAUUUCUGUAGCAGAGAACAUUUCCAAGGAGAGAGACCAACUAAUCCACAUGGCCACAGUUCUUCAGCAGGAAAAGCAAGGAUUUGUGAGCAGGAUUCUGAAAGGCACAGUUCGAUUCGGCAAGCUACAAGAAGAUGUCAAA
Molecule: messenger RNA, 1950 nt
Organism: Menidia menidia (Atlantic silverside)
Lineage: Eukaryota; Metazoa; Chordata; Actinopteri; Atheriniformes; Atherinopsidae
Source: the annotation of a GenBank genome assembly